Fibroporia radiculosa is the source of this 1494-nucleotide messenger RNA. RefSeq lists its product as uncharacterized. The record is from RefSeq and is a predicted model, not a curated record. The coding region runs from base 1 to 1494 and encodes 497 amino acids. The transcript is spliced from 3 exons. Lineage: Eukaryota; Fungi; Basidiomycota; Agaricomycetes; Polyporales; Fibroporiaceae.
AUGUCCCCUGAAGCGAUGAAGAACUCCCGCACUCCCUCUGCCGCCUCGACCUCCAGCGCAAGCGUAUCUACAUCCUCCGACCCCCAUCAGCAACAGCAUGCACUUGGUUACGGCUUGCGCUCUCAGUUCGGCCAGCUCCUGCCCCGCCACGCCCUUUUCCAAGUCCACAUUAAUAUCGAUCAGCUUUCCAAUGUUCCUCUCAUGAGCGGUCAGUUUGCCGUCCGCUGGAAAUUUAAAAACGUCCAGUCGCGAUCAGGCCUGCUCUCCAAGAUGAAAGGCAGUCGCUCAUGGUCGUCCAAAAACAAGGGAAAAGGGCGUGCAGCGCAACUUGGUCUUGCCAUCGAAGUCACCCCCGCGGAGGGGGAGGGGGACGACGUCGACGAGGAGAGCAGCGCACAGGAAGAGGGUACAGAGGAUGAGGGCUAUUCCCCGCACUUGCAUGCGAAUGCGUCAUCGGGCGACCUCCUUGCCGACCAUGAUUUCUCGCCUGAGACCGCUGUGCCUCCCGUGACCCCUACUCCGGCUCCGGGUCAGAUCCAGAAGACUCCGUCCUCAACAUCCACUGAAACACGUUCCGUUGCACGCGGUAUCACCCCGUGGAAGCCGCUGCAGAGCUACAAUGUCAAGUGGGAGCACGAAUUCAAUGUGCUCGUGCAGAUGGAUGUUCAUCGAGAGACAGCCGACCUGCUUCAAAAUGAGCUUAAGUUAGUCGUCAUGCAGCGUGUCAUACCAGGUGAUCCCGACUCGCCACGACAGCCACGGAUAGGCGCAGUCUAUUUGAACCUCGCAGAAUACGCGGAUGCAGGGCCAGUCACUCGGAGAUAUCUUUUGCGUGAGAGCAAGACGAACGCCACACUUAAGAUGACAGUUGAAUUAGACUUCGUUGAUGGUGUCAAACACUAUCGACCUCCUCCUCUCCGUAAGGGAGAGAUUCUUGCCUCUAUCACGGGCCUACUCUCGAAUAACGACCUCCUCCGGACGAGUGUCGCCCGACAGCUUGAUCAAUACACUCACCCAGAAGAUGACGACGCAGAAGGUCAUCCCUUCUUGAAACUAGAUGGCAGCAUUGACACAGAUAAGCUCGCUUCCUCGGCUGGAUUGCGAUCCACCGAGGACCUCAUCGAAAAUCUGUUCAACCCCGUGCCUACAGCUAGCCUGUCCCCGUCGCCAUUCACAUACUAUGCCCCGCCCGCCAUUCGCCGCGCACCCUCACAAUCGACCGACGCAUCAAGUGACUCGCUGUCGCUCUCCCCCAGUGCAGGUGAGCACUCGAUGCGCAGCGCGAGCACCGACAGCGUGAGCGGCGCUCCCCGCGUGCAAGUGGAGAAAUUAUCAGUGGAAAGCUCGCCGGAUAUGUCAACGCUCGAGUCCGCCCAGACGAACGGACAGCGUACCUGGUGGAAAAAGAUACGACCAGUGACCCCUGUUGGCCGUCAUUUCAAGCUUCCCUCGCCCCUCCCGCCACGCCAACAUGCGGAGGUAUCGCCCGCAUAA